AUGAGCAAGAGGGCUUCAAACAUGCCUGGGCUCAAGCUCAUGGCAUCCGCAGUUUGUUCAGUCCUUCCUUCCAUAUCUCGCAUCUCAUGGCUCUCCGUGGUGUGCCUGGUCCUGGCCUUGGGCCCGAGCUUCUGCGUGCGCCCUGAGAUCUUCGCAGAGCUCGUCUGGCGUAGCGGGAGACGGGAGCAGGCAGCCGCCGUGUCUUCCGAGCCGCUGCCGGCCAGAUCCAGCAGCGUGGCUGAGACGGAGACCGUGGACUCUCCGGACUGCACCGGAGAUCUGGAGGCCCUUGAGCAGCUCGGGAUCCACGGAGAGGGCGCUCGCUGCUCCUGGCCGGGCAUCCGCUGUGAUAAAAACGGCUGCGUGACUGAGAUCACUCGCCGCGAUGCGCGGGGCGACGUGAAUGCCGUUGCAUCCCUGCGGCAACUCCAACGUUUGGAUCUCUCUAAGUCAAACGUCCACGGGCAGCUCGAUCAGUUGCGCGAUCUGUGGCAGCUCAAGCACCUGGACCUUUCACGGACGAAAGUCAGCGGGCGCCUGGAGGACUUGGAGAAUCGGAGUGGGCUGGAGGUCCUAGACCUGUCGGAAGCCAACAUCAGUGGCCAUCUAGGGAACCUGUCAAAGCUCGAUUCCUUGCGGAUGUUGGAGCUCGCUGACACAAACAUAGAGGGCAGGCUCGAGGAUUUGACGCGCCUCAAGAGCCUGCAGCGCCUGGUCCUCCCUCUUCAACAGCUCUCCGGUGGCCUCGAAGCCUUGAAGGGCGCGACGGAUCUCGAGGUCCUGGACUUGCGCGACAGCCAGGUCGAUGGCAAUCUAGACGCUCUGCAGGGGAUGAGCCGCCUCCGAGGGGUGGAUUUGCGCAAGACCCACAUCUCCGGCAGCCUCACCUUCCUGGAGGGCAAGGAGAAGAUGCAGUCCCUGAACUUGGCCAAAACGUUGGUCAAGGGCGAGCUCGGCCCUUUGCGCGGACACACCGCGCUCCGCAAGCUGGACUUGAGGAAGAGCCAAGUCGGCGGUGAUCUCACGCCAUUGAAGAACCUCAAAGAGCUCCAAGAAUUGUACCUCCGCGAAACCGUCGUCUUCGGAGGGCUGGAGCCUUUGGCGGACCUGACGCGAUUGCUGCAGUUGGACCUGGCAAAGACCAGGGUGUCGGGCCCACUGGCUCCGUUGCAACGUCUCACCGAGCUUCACGAGUUGUAUCUCGACGACACGCAGGUCUCUGGAGACCUGCAGUUUAUCCGACAUCUCCGCCGCCUCAAGGGCUUGUACCUCAGCCACACGGAGAUCUCCGGAGACCUGGCGGCGGUUGAAGAGCUCACCGACCUCCUGGGCCUGGAGCUGAGCGGAGCGAAGAACGUUGGAGGCGAGCUGGGAAGUUUGGAGAAGCUUAGGAAGUUGGAUUAUCUGAGGCUGCCUCAGACGCAAGUCUCGGGCAAUCUCAGCCACAUAAGCCGGCUGGGAAGGUUGGAGCUUUUGGAUCUGAGCGAGACGGGAGUCUCAGGCAACCUCAAGGGUCUAGGCAAGCUAGGUCUCGUGGAACUAGACCUCCGCCAGACGGCAGUCUGGGGGGACGUGGCCGAUCUAGUAGAUUCAGUAGACUAUAUGGAGAGCUUGGACCUGAGUGCCACAGCCGUCGCCGGCGACCUCACAGCCCUCACAAAGUUCCACAAUCUCAAAAACGCGUUUUUGUCGGGGACCCGGGUGACCGGCUGGCUCUCCGCCGGCUGGCAGAGUUGCUGCAAACACCUGCGCGAGCUGGAUCUCGCCGACAGCCAGGUGGGUGGCCUGCGGCCGCUGGGAGAGGAGCAGCCACCCGGGAUCCUGCCCUCACUUGAGCGCCUGAACGUGAGCGGCUGCCUGCUCAACGGCACCGCUGCGGAGCUCUUGGUUCCCCUAGCGGCGACACCGCUGAAGAGCCUCGCGGCCGCCCGCAGCGGCCUGCGCGGUGAGCUGCGAGAGCAGCUGGAUGGCAGCCAGAACGAUGGCUGGGUCAGCCGUUUGGAGAAGAACCUCGAAUACCUGGACCUGGCUGGAAAUCAGCUCAGUGCCAUUCCCCGCCUUGGAGCAAGCGUAAAACAUCUGGAUCUCAGCAGCAAUGCUGGCCCCGUGACAUUCGGCCGCGGCGUGCUGACCCAGGUGGUGCUGAACCACACGGAGGUUCACAUGGAGGGCACGCGCCUGCAGAACCCGGAGGAGGUCCAAGAGGAGGCGCUGCGUCUCAAGAAGGAGCUGCCGAUGCAGGAGUCCAGGCGAACCCUGCACGCCGCGGGCUAUGCCUGCGCCGACUUUGCGCUCCACGCGCUGCGCGUGACCCCGGACCUCUUCUUGCCCCAGUACAUGUGCAAGUGCCAGCCCGGCCACUUCGGAAAGGGUGCCAACUGCAAGGACUGCCCAGCCAACACCUUCGCAGAUGACGAGGACCAGCCGAAGUGCGAGGAGUGCCCAGCCAACAGCACUUCUGUGAACGGCUCUGCGGCGCUGACGGCAUGCGAUUGCAGCUAUGGCAAGCCUCGGGGCGAUCCGGGGAACCGGAGUUGCCAGUGCGGGGUGCACACGGCACAGCUCGGGGGUUUCUGUGUGCCAUGCAGCAAGCUCCACAUCGACUGUCCUGAGCACGGCAGCAUCGCAGCAGAUGCACCGGUGGAAGAAGGCUAUGCCCGAAUCUCCGGCUCCCUUCAGGUCUUCCGCUGCUUGGAGGCAGAGCGUUGCACGCCCUUCACGGAUUCGGGCUGUGCAGCUGGAUACUCCGGGCCCUUGUGUGUGGAGUGCGCUCCUAACUACCAUUCGUUCAACUUCGGCAAGCUCUGCGACAAAUGCCAGAGCCUGCGCCAGCAGUCGGUGGUCUUAGUCUUCGUGGUCUCCUCGGCAACUCUGGCGCUGGUGGGCGCCUUCGUUGCUGCAGCCUGGCUCCUGAGGAGCUACGUCCCGAAGCCUGGUCUGGGAAUGGAGUGCGCAGCGCAGCUCCUGGUGUCCCAAGGGGCGGUGCUGCUGCAGCUGGCGCAGCUCUGGGUCUUGCUGGCGCGCCUGACGAGUGCCAGGGAGGCACAAGAAGUUUUACAGGAAGUGGUUGCGGCCAAUGUCACAGAUGACAUCCCGACCCCUGAGGAGUUGAACAUGGAUCGUGAUCCACUGCUGUCCUACAUCGAAAUCCUACAGUUUACGGGCUCGGAGUUGCAAAGCUUCCUGGACUUCCAGUGCCGUUACGACGGUGCGACCGUCCGGGGCAUUUUCGCCCUUGCCACGCCCCUCCUUCCCUUGCUGGUCCUGGUUGCAUGCGCCUGCCUAGAGCUUCGGAACCUUGGCAUGGGCAUCCAGCUGGCCCUUCGAGCCCUGACGGUCCUCUUCGUGGGAGGGGCCUCCGGCGCGGUGAGGCUCUUGGGCUGCCAGCGGGCUGACGGCGAAGGCACCUGGAUACCGGACGAGCUGGCCUUCCGGCCACUUUUCCCGUGGCUCCGGUGCUCGAAGGAGAUCGCCGCAGCCGCCUGGGUGGACCGAAUCGGUUGGAGCACCACCGCCGUCUACGGCGGUGCGGUGCCCUGUUUCCUCGCCUUCCUUUUCUUCAAGCAGCACCGCACCAUGCGGCAGUGCAAGACCUUCUUUGUCGUCAGUGCCAACCAGGAGAGCGGCAGCAUCCACUUGGAGCUCACUGCGUGCGCAAAGUCGGAGCACUUCGAGGAGGGGCUCCUGGCAAGGCGCCUGCUGGGGGCCGCAGCGGCCCACCUGGCGGUGCAGAGGCCGGGGGAAGCUCUGGUGGAGCUCCACGAAAACGCGGUGAUUGUGACCCCACAACAUGGCAUCAGUGACGAAGAGAAGAGUGGCGGCUUUUCUUCCAUCUCGGCCGAGAGCUUCAUCAUGGAGAGCGACAUCAAAGACACCGUGCUUACACGGAACUACAUGAUGCAGAUGCUUACGGAGCGCAGCGUCUUAGAGGAGAUCCAAUCAGACAGAAUGCUGAUCGGGGCGAAGCAACUUCUUUGCAAGUAUGCCUACUGCGGUGGCGUCUGGAUGGAAGUCGCGUUGAAACUGAGCUCCGCGUGCCUCGUUUCCGUCGUCUCGUCGAGGGAUGGCCUCUGGCUGUCCGUGGCAAUCACCUUCGGAAUGGCUGUGAUCGUCGGCAGCGUCCGCCCCUUUGCGCAGCCCCAGGUGAACACGCUCCAGAGCUUCAGCUUCUGUUGCCUGGCUCUCGCCGCAGUGGGCUUCGCGCACCGCUGGACCUCUCUGACCCACCUGACCCUCUUGGCGCCGGUGGUGCUGACGGCUCUUCAACUUCUGCGCCCGGACUCCCCGGAAGUUUUGGCCCUGCGGCUUCAGCAGGAGCUGGCGAAGCAGAUCGAUGCCUUGCGGCGUGGUGAGAGUGCGAGAGUCUGCGCGGAAGAAGUGCGCCUCCUGUAA
Molecule: messenger RNA, 4392 nt
Organism: Symbiodinium sp. CCMP2592
Lineage: Eukaryota; Dinophyceae; Suessiales; Symbiodiniaceae
Source: the annotation of a GenBank genome assembly